Molecule: messenger RNA, 3009 nt
Organism: Tarenaya hassleriana
Lineage: Eukaryota; Viridiplantae; Streptophyta; Magnoliopsida; Brassicales; Cleomaceae
Product: mechanosensitive ion channel protein 4-like
Exons: 7
Coding region: 199-2871 (890 amino acids)
Biological process (GO): monoatomic anion transport; transmembrane transport
Cellular component (GO): plasma membrane
Molecular function (GO): mechanosensitive monoatomic ion channel activity
Source: RefSeq, a predicted model, not a curated record
AUCCAACUUAUAUUGUCCAUGUGUAAGGUGUCAUGACUUGUGAGGGCGCGACACGUUUCACACUGUAGUGGCGAUGAGGAUCCCGAGCUUCAUACUCUUAUCUGCAAGAAGAAAUAUCUCGACUUUUUCCAAGAAACAGAGCACCGAAAGCCCAGUUAGAUCCCACUGUCAAGUUUGAAUUUUGAUACGGGACCCGUAAUGGCCGUCGAUUCGGAUGACAAGAGACACAUCGUCGUCAAGAUCGACGGCGACGAAGGCUCCGUCGCUAACGCCGUUACAGGGUCGAGCAACAAAGCGAAUGCCGGAAAGAUCUGGCGGGAAACGAGCUACGAUUUCCGACAAGGCGGAGACGGCGGCGAGAACGACGGUGAGUUUGAUUUUACGCGGCGGAGGGAGAGGACUGAGGUGGCAGAUCCGCCGUCGAGGCUCAUCGAUCGGUUCCUACACCAGCAGAAAGCCUCCGGCGAGAUCUCACUCGACAUGGAUAUCAACAUGACGGAGCUACAGAGCAACACCGCGACGCCGUCACGUGGCCUGACGGCGAUUUCCGACACUCCGUCUCCGGAGACGGCGACUAACCGUUUCGUCUCUGAAUCUGGCAGGUUAAGGAAUGCUGACGCCGUUAGACGGAGGCAGAGCACGGUUCUGCGUUCGCCGGCGAAGAAGGACUGUGAAGGCAGUGACGAAGAAGACGAUGGAGAUGAAGCAGAGGUUGUGCAGUGUAGCUCGAACAGGUCGUUGAGAAACAAGACCUUGAUGAAGACGAAAACAAGAUCUAGGUUGUUGGACCCACAGACGCCGGCGCAUCCAGCGACGGACAAGACAGAGAUGAAAUCUGGUCGGAUUCGGAAAUCUGGGUUUAUGGGUAAGAGCCCUAAGACGGCGACGGCCCACGGCGGUGGAACAGUGGAGGAGGAGGAAGAGGAAGAUCCAUUUUCCGACGAGGAUUUUCCGGAUGAGUUUAAGAAAGAUAAAUUCAGCUUCUGGGUUUUCUUGGAGUGGAUAAGUCUGUUUGUGAUCAUAGCUGGUCUGAUUUGCAGCCUUACUGUCCCUCGUUUGCGCGGCAAGAAACUAUGGAAGCUUGAUCUAUGGAAAUGGGCUGUGAUGAUUCUGGUUUUGAUCUGUGGAAGACUGGUUUCGAGCUGGAUCGUGAGGAUUGUCGUGUUCUUUGUCGAAAGCAACUUCCUUUUGAGGAAGAGGGUUCUGUAUUUCGUGUACGGAAUCCGAAAGGCCGUUCAGAACUGUCUGUGGUUAGGGCUCGUGUUAAUCGCCUGGCAUUUCUUGUUCGACAAGAAAGUCGAGAGAGAAACUCGAAGCUCGACCCUUACGUAUGUCACCAAGGUUCUGGUCUGUUUGCUCGUUGCUGUGAUCGUAUGGCUGGUGAAAACCCUUCUAGUUAAGGUCCUUGCUUCGUCCUUCCACAUGAGCACAUACUUUGAUCGGAUUCAAGAAUCCUUAUUCACUCAAUACGUGAUCGAAACACUCUCUGGACCUCCAUUGAUCGAGAUUCAGAGAAUAGAGGAAGAGGAGGAGAAACUAUCGAACGAGGUGAAGAGUUUACAGAACGCAGGAGCUGCAUUGCCUCCGGGUCUAAAGGUGACUUGCCCUUCACCUCACAGCGGAAAACCCGCCAUCGGAAGUGGAAAGUUGCAGAAGAGUCCUACCAAAGUUGGGAAAAGUCCUGCACUUUCUCGUGUCGGUUCCAAGAAAGAGAAAGAUGAUGGUAAAGACGGUAUAAGGAUCGAUCAUUUGCAGAGAUUGAACACUAAGAAUGUAUCCGCCUGGAGAAUGAAGAGACUGAUCAACAUAAUACGAAAAGGCUCUCUUUCUACAUUGCAUGAACAGAUACAGGACACGACGACUCUGGAGGACGAUAAGGCCACGCAGAUAAGAAGUGAAUACGAAGCAAAACUUGCAGCGAGGAAGAUCUUCCAGAAUGUUUCAGAACCAGGAUCUAGGUUCAUAUAUUUGGAAGAUCUUCUGCGAUUUCUGUCGGAAGAAGAGGCUGAAAGGGCCAUGGAUCUCUUUGAAGGAGCUUCUGAGAGCCAUCGGAUCAGCAAAUCUUGUCUGAAAAAUUGGGUGGUUAAUGCCUUCCGAGAAAGGAGGGCUCUCGCCCUGACUCUGAACGACACGAAAACAGCCGUUAACAGGCUUCACCAUAUCAUCAAUGUCUUGGUCGGAAUAGUGAUAGUAGUCAUCUGGCUUCUUAUACUCGGAAUCGCCUCUACCAAAUUCUUGCUUCUGAUCAGUUCUCAGUUACUUCUCGCGGCUUUCGUCUUUGGAAACUCCUGCAAAACCGUCUUCGAAGCCAUCAUCUUCCUCUUCGUUAUGCACCCAUUUGACGUCGGUGACCGCUGUGAAAUCGAUGGCGUCCAGAUGAUUGUGGAAGAGAUGAACAUCUUGACCACUGUUUUUCUCCGAUACGAUAACCAGAAGAUCGUAUACCCGAACAGCCUUCUCGGCACAAAAGCUAUAGCCAAUUACUACCGAAGUCCUGACAUGGGAGACGGGAUCGAGUUCUUCAUUCAUAUAUCAACCCCUGCUGAAAGGAUCGCCGCCAUGAAACAGAGGAUACUCAGUUACGUGGACAACAAGAAAGAUCAUUGGUACCCGGCACCGAUGAUCAUAUUCAAAGACAUGGACGGUCUGAACAGCGUGAGGAUCGCAAUCUGGCUGACGCACAAAAUGAACCACCAGAAUAUGGGAGAGAGGUGGACGAGGAGAGGUCAGUUACUCGAAGAGAUCGCCAAAAUCUGUAAAGAACUCGAUAUUCAGUACCGGUUGUACCCUCUGGACAUCAACGUUCGAAGCUUUCCUCAAGUCACAUCAGACCGUGUUCCUUCUGGUUGGAUCCAACAACACGGGAACUGAAAUAGCUUUUUAUGAGAGCUUUCUCAAGACCAUGAUGAGUUCAGGCUCUGGUUUUCGGUCAUUGUUGUCUUGAACUGAUGUUAGAUCUUCUGGUGCCAAUUUAAAAAAACGCAAUAUCCACGACUAGCUUUUACUAAA